This is a messenger RNA of Ceratina calcarata, 1951 nucleotides long. RefSeq names its product Bardet-Biedl syndrome 1. Gene Ontology annotation, molecular function: patched binding; smoothened binding. Gene Ontology annotation, cellular component: BBSome; centrosome; axoneme. The record is from RefSeq and is a predicted model, not a curated record. Bases 72 to 1823 code for a protein of 583 amino acids. Gene Ontology annotation, biological process: non-motile cilium assembly; protein localization to cilium. Lineage: Eukaryota; Metazoa; Arthropoda; Insecta; Hymenoptera; Apidae. The transcript is spliced from 7 exons.
CUAUAAUACAGUGCAUAUAAAAAGCCUUUAAGCAAGUUUAUACUUUAAACAUAAGAAAAAAAACGUCAGAUAUGCACGGCUUACGAGCCGAUCACAAUAUCAAUGGUCUCGGAACGAGUCGAUGGCUGGAAGCGCUUUGGGAACCGGCAGCUCGAUUAUACACGCUACCGAAUGCGCUUGAUAUGCUCGAUGUAACCGGUGACGGGGAUGCUAGGCUCCUCUGCGCCGAUUUGGGAACGCUAGAUGCUAAUUCAGCUAAAAUACGGGUUUAUAAAGGAGCUGAUCAGGUAACAGAACACAAUAUGGUAGAUUUACCUUGUGGAUUAGUCGGCUUUUACACGGAGAAUGGAGUACCACGAUCAUCUGUACUUGGAGUCGGCGCCGGUUCCAGCGUAUACAUUUUUAAAAAUAUGAGACCUUACUUUAAGUAUUCCUUGCCGCAUAUUGACGUGCACCCGAAAGAGCGAGAGAUUUGGCACAAGGCUGGACUGGACGACGAACUAAACGUACUCACGUUAGCCGAUGAACUAAAUCUUUUGCUAACUGAACUUGGAGCGGGAUUCAUUUCGCCACGUACAUUAAAAUUCCUGUCUUUAGAUCCGAAUUUGAGACCCAGCUUCGCGGAACAAUAUAAAAGAAUUCCACUGAUUAAAAGCAAUGCAUUGACAGCGAUAUCAGUAAUUAGAAGAGACUCAUGGAACGAUCCUGCGAGCGGUUGCCUCGUUCUUGGGACAGAAUUUGGCGAAGUACUUGUUCUAGAUUCUCGGAUAUUUUCCGUAAUGGAUAAACACUUGUUGGAGUGGCCACCAGUUGCGUUUGCAUGCACAGGUUUGUGGACCGGCGAUGGAAGAAUAUUAAUUAUUGGGAGGGAUGGUAAACUAGGCGCGAUAAAAAGAGGAAGUCCUGUGAGACUUUGGGAAAAACUACCGUCACCAGCAAUAGCUAUUUCAGCUCUUAACAACGGUGGCUUCGCGGUAUCCGUUAUGGAUGGCUCUUUAAUUGGUUUUUCCAAGAAGGGGAUCAAACUUUGGAACGUUCUUGUCCCCGGCGCAAUUUUGGAUUCCGUGAGCCUUCCGGUACCACAAAUUGGUUUAUCAUUACUCGCAGUCAGUACUGCCGGAUUCGGGAUUCGCGUGUACGACGGAAAGCAUCAUGUGGAUACAUUGAAGAUUAUGGAACCGGUGUCUGCGAUGAAGUACGGUAAAAUGGGGCAAGAAGAACGAACGAUGGCGAUGGUCACCGUGGGUGGCGGGCUUUGCGUAAAAAUCUUGAAACGCACUGCAAAUUUUAAUGUUAACAACACAACGUCGAAUUUAGUGUUGAACGACAGCUCUAAAUUUUCUGUACCAAAGAAAACGCGGCUGUUCGUCGAACAAACGAUAAGAGAGAGAUCUGAAGCCAAAAAGAUCCAUACAACUUUCCAGCAAGGCCUUCUUCGUUUACAGCUACUGGUGGCUAAAAGAGUGGCCGAUUCCUUGAACGACAGUCAAGACGUGGCGCCAAAUCUGCUCACUAUGGAAGCCACGGUUCUAGGAUUGGGUCCCAAUUACCAAAUUCGCGUUUUAUUAACGAACAUAUCCGACGAAUUAUCUGAUACGGAUAUGUACAUUGUUUGCAGAAGCGAGAACACGGAAGUGAAGCCACGUGUAAUGGACGUGCCCUUGUUACCGAGCGGCAUCCCGAUUCCUUUGCUCGUUCAUGCGAUUUACAGGGGUAGAAUAUCGGGGAGGGUGGAGAUUUUGUUGUGCAAGAAAUCAAAAACGAAACCAAUAAAUGUAACAGCAGUGACGUUGCCUGCCGCCGAGGAAGAUAUCGAAGUCUAGUCUGUUGCAACAUAGAAAUCAGUGGAAAAGUAUUUUUUAUAUACGUAACUUAUUUUUCAAUGGUGUUCAUAUAUUACAUGGUUGUGCAAAUAUCAAAUUUUGUAAUUGUAUUAAAAGAUGUGCUAUUA